Molecule: messenger RNA, 1296 nt
Organism: Geodia barretti
Lineage: Eukaryota; Metazoa; Porifera; Demospongiae; Tetractinellida; Geodiidae
Source: the annotation of a GenBank genome assembly
UGAUGACGUUGGUAACGGAUGCAUCCUCCAGGAAGUCCGUUUGGUGCAACACGACGUUCGUGUCAGGAACGAGGAGGUGAGGAUAGCUGCAAAGCUCGGACGCCACCGUCGGACAGGCAUCAAGGACGGGGGCUUGCUGCUUGCACAGCCUGCAGCGAGCCACUCCACACCACACGUCGUCUCGCAGGUAGUGCUCCCGCACCACCUUCACCACGGCGCCUUUCUUCGUCUUCUUCACAAACGUUUUCGAAGCCAACAUGUUCGUUCACAUGCAUAAGGUGGGCUCCAAAUGGAGUGGAACUAGCCCCGCCUACUUGUGAAACUGUAGCUUCAGGUCGAUGAUGGAGGGUGAUAGCCAGAGCUUAUCUUCAGUGGGCAGUGAUCUAAACCUUCUGGGAUCAGCAACAUACGAGUUUCAGCAUCAGGACAUCCACUCCUCUUGCCCGGAGAAGAUCAUCAUAUGUGUGGACCUGGCCCAAGAAGUGGAGACAAUCCCUGUCAAAUCCCAGUCAAAGGGAACUAGUGUGUCUCUACUGACUUGCCUCAAGAAUGCCCUAAGACUGUUUGUCUACAACAAGACACUAAUGAACUCUGAGCAUGAGUUUGCUCUGGUGGUACUCACCAGUGAGGCAAACUGGUUCUGCAACUUCAACAGUGACCCUGCUCUGGUGUGCCAGGCCAUCAAUGACUUGGAGGCAGUUCAAGAGAACUUCGAAUCGUUCGGUAAACCCCCCUAUAUCAUUGGACUUUUGGUGCAAUCUCUCCUUAUCAUUGACAGACACAGCAUCACUGUACUCUAUCAUUAUACCAUAGCACUACUGGUUCUGUCUCUCUUGCUGGAUUUUGUUUCCAACUAUGAGAACUGCCCUCCUCCCCCUGUACCGGAGUCCCCUCUCCUGUCUCCUCCCUACGUGGUCCGCACCAUCCUCAUCUACACUCGCUCUCACAGCAUGCCUGUCUACAGAGGAGACCCCGCAGCCCACGAUGCACUAACAAUGUCUCCAUACUUCUUCCUGGAUGUGCUGUAUGCCCACGAACCUCCUGGAAUAUCCAACAUGUGUGAAGGGAUAUUUGAUAUUCUGGCGGAGAUGUACCCGCUACCCAAGGCCCUGGUUCUAGACUGGUCCCACAACAUCACCCUCCUCUUCAACUGUUUUGCCAAACUCCUGGCCCACCCACUCCAGAGACCGGUGCAGAUCAAGAUGGACCACAAACUGGACAGCUAGCAGUCACUCUCUUUUGUCUGUGUGUUGCUUUUAUAAUGCAUUCUCCUUGCCAUACUGCACAUGCCGGUCA